Aspergillus uvarum CBS 121591 is the source of this 1596-nucleotide messenger RNA. RefSeq lists its product as uncharacterized. The coding region runs from base 1 to 1596 and encodes 531 amino acids. The record is from RefSeq and is a predicted model, not a curated record. NCBI's taxonomy places the organism in Eukaryota, Fungi, Ascomycota, Eurotiomycetes, Eurotiales, Aspergillaceae. The transcript is spliced from 3 exons.
AUGGCGGGGACCGCUACCGCGACAUACUCGACAGAUGCAUGGACGUCACCCAGUGUAGACGGGGGUCAAUGGGAAUUUUCGGUUCCAAUCCGACAAGAUAGCACUAAUCAUCGCUCUAAAUCACGCUCGUCCCAUGAUUCACGCUCCAGAGGGCAUCGGCCCCAAGGCUCUCGCGGCUCCUCCCUGUCACGACACGUCCAGGCUCACGAUCAGUUCAAUCCGCGCGGUCGCCGAGACGCCAGCCAUAGUCGACGUGAAAGUGAAGAAUUCAACUCGCAGCAUCACUAUAGACACGAACCCGUAGACCGCAGCACUAGUAAUGCGAACGCUUCGACUGAGAUUCCACGCCAGGAUGGGACAAUAAAAGCAGGCGAGGGGAUCGGAGUGUACCUCGGAGAGCUGGAUAACGAGAAAUGGAUUCACCGAGAUAAACUGGCCAAGAUCGAAAGCGAAGAGUUACAGCAGUUGUUUCAGCGACGGGUUGCCGCAGACGGGACCCGGAGUGGCCGUGGAAGGCCCCAUGAGUCUCACGAGGUCAACGGACGCUCCUUUUCUCCGCACUCGCCAAACGAGCAGACGGAACCGUGGCCCAGUCUACAUGAUGGGUCACCGCGUGACUCCUACGACUCCAAACCCUUCUCCGAUGCCGAUGACCUUCACGACACUACACAGGGCGAUCAAAAAUUGUGGGACCUUCGACGGGCGGACGAGAUUGCUGCAGACAAGACGAAGGACAAAGCCGCAUCGAGCUUCUACCAUAACCCUAACUUGCGAAAGAGCUCGUCUCGGAUCCCAAUUCCAACCGCCAGCCCGCGCACCCGAGCCCUCACCAAUGGUGAAGAUGAGGCGCUGUCGUUCGGGAUGCCGCGUCGAGCUAGUGAGCCACUGACGGUGGACGCGGCAAACGGCACACCUUCGAAUGGCAGCAGACCUGGUAGCCGUGGGUUUCCAUCGCAAACUACGGCGGCCAAGAAAACACCAGCAAAGGCUGGGCCUACCAGCCGCAAGACCUCUGCUCCUCCCGCGACCAGAAAGGCGACUCCCAGAGCUCGUCUCCCGUCCAGCACGCAGCGGCCUGGAGCCAGAGGAGACGGUCGGGGCCCUCCUAAUCCCAUCAAUCGCCCGGAAGGAGAUCCUCCAUGGCUGGCUACCAUGUACAAACCGGAUCCGCGUCUUCCUCCCGACCAGCAGAUUCUGCCCACGCACGCGCGGCGCAUGCAGCAGGAACAGUGGGCCAAGGAGGGCAAGACACCCACGAUGUACGACCGCGAAUUUGCUCCGCUUGCCAUCGGACCGGAUGGACCAUUCAAAGUGGAAAACCCCAGGAAUGAGGCCCCGGAGCCGGAGAAGCCCCAAAUGGAGGAGAAGACCAAGGAAGAAGCGCAGCCUACACCACAGCAAACGCCCGAAGAGCAACUCCCGUCCAAGGAAGGUGAAGCCGACGCGCGGCCCGUCACAGGCAGUGGGUAUAGCACUAUGCCCCGAGUGCAGGAACCCAUGCCAGCACCACUGACACCCAAAUGGAGCCCGCCGGUGGUGACGGCGCAAGAGCCACCGCCGAAGGAGAAGGGCUGUGGAUGCUGCAUCGUCAUGUGA